GAUGUGUCCCUGGUUGCGGUCAUUUCAGGAAACAGUAUGAUUACAUUGUCUGGCAAGGUUCAGGUUUCUGUCCAACUUUGUCAGCUGUGUACAGAGCUACAGCUACUAUUGAAGAUAUUAAUUGGUUUCCCUUUAACUUGUAUAAUUUAAUCUGGUCGUUUUUGUCUUUUUCUUUUUUCUUUUAAGAACUUGGAUUGUAGAGAAUUCAUGAUGAAGAGCCUUUUUCUGUCUUUCUUACUAGGCUCCAUUCUGUUUAUGAACAACUUUUCAGAAGUGCAAGGAAGAAAAUGGAAAGGUGAAGGUACAACACAAAACCUGGAAAGCAUAACCGUUGGAAGGUGUUAUGACUAUAUUAGAAUUGUGAAUCCUGCUGUUGGUGAGAAGAACUGUUCAGAGUUAUGGGAAGCCUUUAGAAAUGCUUUUAUUAACAAGGAUCCUUGCAACAUUCUACCUCAAGACUUUGAAUUAUUUUUCAAACUGUCAUUGCACGCAAUUCCCGCUGGCAAGUCUCUCUUCUGGGAAAAUAAUCAGCUGCUAGUCAACAGCUUUUCAAACAGAGCUCGUCGCUACAUGGCUCUUGGUGACACUCUAUUUGGCUUCUUUGGAGAUUUUCUGAACUGGUGUGGGCAGGAAAACAGCACUGGACUGGACUAUGAAUCCUGCCCUUCUGCAGCAGAAUGUGAAAACAAUGCAGUGGAUGCUUUCUGGAGGAUGGCUUCGAUGACUUACGCACAACACAGUUCUGGGGUGAUACAUGUCUUGUUGAAUGGUUCUGCAGAAGGAGGAGCUUAUCCAGUCAGAGGUUUUUUUGCAGAUUAUGAGAUACCUUAUCUCCAGAGAGACAAGAUCUCACAAAUAGUCAUCUGGGUUGUGGAUGAUAUUGAAGGACCAGAUAUAGAUUCCUGUGGAUAUAAUACUGUACUGAUAUUAGAAGACAGGCUGAAAGCCCUUGGUUAUGAUGUCAUCUGCACUGACGAUUACAAGCCUGUAAUGUUGUUACUCUGCUUGGACAAUCCUGACCAUUCCAAGUGUACCCUUUCAUCAUCUGCACCAGCAGCACAAAGAGGACCUAUAUCUUCAGACAGAGGAGGCAGCUGGAACAGGCUCAUGUUUGUUUCCUUUGUAGCCUUUUUGUUUAGAUCUGCUUUAGUACACUAAGUGAAUAGACUGAAUCCAAAUCCUCUCUUGACUUGGCUGGCUUCAAUUAAUUUCUAACCACAAUUUCACCCAAGUUCUGGGACUGGCAAACAUGCAUGUUGAAACCCUGCAUACUUCUAUCCAGAUUUCAACUACUAAUAGUACAAAAAAAUUUUACUGCUGCUAGAAAGCCUCACCUAUCUUUUCCUUUUCUUGUACAGAAGAACUCCCUUGCUAUCUCCUAUUAUCCAAAUUCUCUAGAAUGAAAAUGAGAAUAAUGCUUUCUCUCUAUUCAUGUAUUUCAGAAAGGAAAACAAAACUUUUUGCCCAGUAGGAGGGUAAAUGGGAGCAGGAAAUAGGAUUUCAAAUGGGAGAACUUAAGAUAACUUACCUGACAGAAAACAUAAUAGGUGAGAUAGUGGGAAAAAUUAAACUCAUUUUCCUUAAUAGUGUUUGAACCAAACUGAAGUGAAACUAUUAUAUGGAUGUAAUAGUUACAGGACAUGCAAGGCAUACGUUCUUACAUGCAGUAUUUUACUCUUAACUGCUUCCAGCUGUUCCUCAGCUGGCUAUUUCCUGGCCACAGCAUAACCAGCAAUAUGGCCAGCAUCACCAGGUCUAGAAGGCUCCACACGUCAUCAGCCAUGAUGUGAGGGAGUAGAUUUAUAACAUUUCAAAUUCAGACAAGAAUCUACCUUUGUUCAGUGGACUCACUUAUGACAAGACCAACAUAUUCAGAAACAUCUGGCAUUGUUUUCUCAUUUCUAACAUUCUUGCGCUUUUUCCCACUACAUCAACUCAGUAGCAAAGACAGCAGUUAUUUCUUUCCAAUAUCUUUUGAAUAAAGUGCCUUCAACUUGUUGGAAAAGCUCAGGAACAUCUGUAGAGAUUUUUAGCAAACCAGCAAAUAUAGCUAGGAAAAGAAGGCAAAGUUUUAAAUACAGAGGCUUCCUCAGAUCUUCAACGCAGCAAAUUUCAAGCUGAGUAUGGAUCUCUUCUUCUGAGUUAAAUGUAAUUGUUUUAAUUAAUGUGAAAGAACAGUGUAGCCAGCAUCUCUGAAGCAGCAGGACAGGAGUGAGAAACAAUGAGGUCAUUUGUUACUCCCUGGGGGAGGGAGAGAUGUUAGCAAAAAGUUGCAAGCAAGAAAAUCCCUUAUCUCUCAGCUAUUUCUAUGGCCAUACAGUAGGUGCAUAGUGCAUAACACUUGGUAAAUGCUCUGACUAACAAAACGCCUCAUAUAAAAGCUGUGUCACAUUCUGAGAAAUUACAAUGUCUGAAUGCCUGCUGAUGUUCAACAGAUGUUCAAAUGAUGUUCAAAUACAGAUUCAAAAUGUUCAGUCAUCCAUACUUGGUACUAGCAGUGCUGGAGAUACAGCUGUCUGAAAAUGCAUUUCAGGGGGGAAAACGUUUUAAGGGGUCAAUAUUUCAUUGAAGACAUCAUAUACCUAUCACUUCAUUUUGAAUCUAGUUUGAUGCCACUAUUUGGAAUAGGUCUGUUAGUACUCAACUAGUCAUGGCAAAUGAGAGUAUCAUGUACCAUAGCAUCACAGGGUGCUUUGCAUUUAUGCAGACAAACCUGCAGAAGCUACUGAUACUAAUUCAGUAUUUCCUAUCAUUGCCCAUUUUUUGGACCACUCGUAGACUCAAUUGUGUCGCAUUCUCCAUUAUCACAAGGAUGAUUAUCUCCAUUCUCCCUUCUGUUAACCUAUUUGUUUCUGCUUGUUGUAUCUGACAAAAACAGAACUGUAAUUCAGAGUAAUUCAUUUUAUCAGCAUGUAUGUGCAUGAAUACAAGUAUGUCUGCUCUUGUCUGCUCUACCUGCUCUUAAAUGCAAACUGUUGAGUGCUCUGGAGUAAAAAUUAAUGUGAAUAAAGCAAGGACAACUUGUUUACCUCUCUGCCCUUUUAAUGCUGCUGGUGUUUAUUUUUGUCAUAUUGGCCUGGUGAGAUAUUCAGCUGACAUGACCCUGUUUCCAAUCAGCCAUCUCAAAUGUAGUGAAACGUCCACUUCAAUCUCAAGAAGCUGUAUUACACUUAGUUGUUCAAAGGAAGCUAACUUCUAUGAUAGUUUUCUUUAUAAUUUGCUGGAAAUAAUUCUGCUAUAUUCUGCUUCAACAACAGACAGUGUAAAUUGGAAGAACAGUGCUUUUAGCAGACCAAAAGGUUUGGCUUAAAAUAGCUCACUAUGGUGAGGCAUGGCAUCUUAGUUUAGGCAAAUGUUAGGGUGGCUCAAGCAGCUGACAAGUGUUGUUCUGAUUUUCAGGUUUUUUCUAAUUCCACUUUCUGCCCACUCUAAAUUUACUUGCCAUUUUAUUUACAAGGUGAAGAUUAUUAUCUGCUGAUUCUUGCAGGUAGCUGAAUUCCUGUAUGUCUCUGGGAAUUACAAAGGCAAGCUCAGAGGAGACUCUGUCUCCCCUGCAGCAGUGCAUCUCAAGUGCAGGCUGGCAGCCAGAGGGGCUACGGAAACUAGAGCCUUGGAGCACAGCACAUACCUGGCCCUCACACUGUGCCAGAGUAUCCACCUCAUCUGGGCAGCCCCUCACCAUCUGCCUUCUGCUAUUUCCUGCCACCUGCAGCAAAAGUGAAUCUGAUCUUCAGUUCAGAUGAGUUACCUCAUACUUUUAGCAGAAUAUGGGUGAAAAAAAGACAAUGUUAAAAGUUUUAUAAAAGGGAAAAGAAGUGAGAAAUUAUAUUUAAUAAUACACACUUCUUCAAGUAAUAGGUACUAGGGUAAUUAGUCCUUUACUUGUGACCAUUUGACGAGGAAGAUCUCUGUUUUGAUGAAAGGUGCCAGAAAGCUCAGAGCUGAUAUUUCCACAAAGCUGAGUGAAAUCUCUUGGCUGUCAUCUUGACUUUUGUCACCACUACCCAAAAGAAUGGGGUUACAUAAAAUAGGAGCUGCUGGAAUAAUACGAAAAAGGAGAGUGAUUACUAGUAAAUCUUAUGGCAUGUAUCAUACAAAAAGAAUCUAAAGACAGUUAGAAUAACUGAUAAACUUGGAAGAUACAGCAUCUAAUCCUGGACAAAUAUUUAAACACACAUAUACAAAAGCAUAUGGCUUGUUUGUCAGGUUUCCUGUUUUAUGUUCACACUGAUCCGUUCCAAGGGGCACAUCUACUUCCUGUAGUUCGUUCAGGAUAAACUUUGCAAUUUACACAACCUUGCGCCUGCACAGCAAACUUUUAUAUCAACUUUGUUUCCUUGACUGCCACAGUGGGAGGGCAGCCUGCUGGGUACUUUGCUCCAAAAUGUGUAAGCAGCAUAAUAAUUAGCACUGGCCAGGAAACAAGCCCUGGAAAGCUGGUGAGAUGAAUGCAUUUGUUUUUACUCUGCACUAAAAGUAAACUUUGAAAAGUGGUUUGCAGUAAGAAGUACGGCGACCUCAUCAGACAGUUAAACAGCCCCAAGUUGGAUGCCUGCUCAUGCAAUCAGAAGAACCCUACCUACUAAGUCACAGCUUUGUUGUAUCUCUAACUUUCUGGCAGUCUCUUC
Lagopus muta (rock ptarmigan) is the source of this 4628-nucleotide messenger RNA. RefSeq names its product ADP-ribosyl cyclase/cyclic ADP-ribose hydrolase 2-like. Gene Ontology annotation, biological process: positive regulation of B cell proliferation. Bases 208 to 1158 code for a protein of 316 amino acids. NCBI's taxonomy places the organism in Eukaryota, Metazoa, Chordata, Aves, Galliformes, Phasianidae. Gene Ontology annotation, molecular function: NAD+ nucleosidase activity; phosphorus-oxygen lyase activity. Gene Ontology annotation, cellular component: plasma membrane. The transcript has 9 exons. The record is from RefSeq and is a predicted model, not a curated record.